This is a messenger RNA of Tarenaya hassleriana, 3380 nucleotides long. RefSeq names its product probable LRR receptor-like serine/threonine-protein kinase RFK1. NCBI's taxonomy places the organism in Eukaryota, Viridiplantae, Streptophyta, Magnoliopsida, Brassicales, Cleomaceae. The record is from RefSeq and is a predicted model, not a curated record. Bases 172 to 3201 code for a protein of 1009 amino acids. The transcript is spliced from 24 exons. Gene Ontology annotation, biological process: protein phosphorylation. Gene Ontology annotation, molecular function: ATP binding; protein binding; protein kinase activity.
UGAGAGUUUUUGGAGUCAGAAUCCAUCUCUAAUCCCCUCGAAUCGUUGCCAAUUUCAAGGGCAAAUAUCCCUCCGAAGUGUAGAUCUUGAUUGUUUUCCUGUCAUUAAUCCGACACUAAUCAGUGUUCUUGUCUUGCCUGCGUUAUCCCCGGACUUCUGUCCACUUAUCAAAUGAUUGCCCAGAAAAAUUUCUUUGUUUUCUUGAUUUUUGCCAUCACUUGCUUCGGAUUCUGCAGAAUCACCGCUUUGAAGUUGCCCAAAGAGGAAGCCGAUGCCUUACAGCAAAUCGUUACCACACUGGGCUCAAAGUACUGGAAAUUUGAUGCUGAUGACUGCACCAUCGAAAUGGUGGGGCUAACGCAAGUUCCUCCCCAGGAAGCCGAGCACGAGAUUAUAUGUGAAUGCAGCCCGACAAAUGGCACUGACUGUCAUGUUGUGAAAAUUUCACUCAAAGGGCAUAAUCUUCCGGGAAUGCUUCCUCGUGAAAUCGAUAAGCUUCCCAACCUCCGGGAACUUGAUUUGGCCUACAAUUACCUCAACGGAAGCAUACCACGUGAAUGGGCGUCAACUAAGUUAACUUCGAUUUCUCUUCUUGUGAAUCGUUUGUCAGGAGAAAUCCCGAAAGAGCUGGGAGACGUCACUACAUUGACAUUCUUGAAUCUUGAAGCUAAUGAAAUUUCUGGAACUAUUCCGAAUGAGCUUGGGAACUUAUUCAACUUGCAGACACUGAUGCUCUCCUCCAACAAAUUGACGGGCAACUUACCGAUUUCACUAUCUAGACUACAGAAUCUUACUGAUUUGAGGAUCAACGAUAACCAAUUCCAUGGAAGAAUACCCGGUUUCUUACAGAACUGGAAAAAACUCACAAGACUAGAAAUGGUUGCAUCUGGUCUCGACGGUCCAAUCCCAUCUGUCAUUUCGGUUUUGAACAACCUUCAAGAUCUGAGGAUCGGUGAUAUAAAUGGACCGGACCAACCAUUCCCUGUGUUGAGAAAUGCGACAGGGUUAAUCAGAUUGGUAUUGAGGAACUGUAACAUUGAUGGACAAAUUCCUCCAUAUGUCGGGACUAUGAAAAAUUUGGAGACGUUGGAUUUGACUUUCAACAAGUUGGUUGGGGAGAUACCUUCGUUUGUUCAGGCAGAGCGCGUGAGAUUUAUAUUUCUGACAGGAAAUAUGAUCACAGGAGACGUUCCAGAUGGGUUAUUACGGGAUGGAAUCACUAUUGAUCUCUCGUAUAAUAACCUUACAUGGCAAGGUCCCGAGCAUCAUUCUUGUCAGAAGAACCUGAAUCUGAAUCUUAACUUGUUCGGGAGCUCUUCGAUGAAAAACCCGAGCACUCUUCUUCCCUGCAUCAAAGAUUUCAAGUGUCCUCACUAUUCUAACUGCUUCCAUGUGAAUUGCGGUGGAAAUGACGUGAAAGUGAACGAAAACAAAAAAAGAUAUCUGUACCAAGGAGACGGAGACGUUGAAGGAGGUGUUGCUAAAAAUUAUUUGAAACCCGACGAUUAUUGGGGAUUCAGUAGCACCGGGGACUUCAUGGACGAUAACAAUUACCAAAACACGAGAUUUAUCUCGUUCCUCCCGUCAUCAAACCUGUCUGAACUUUACACCACAGCUCGGAUAGCUCCGGUCUCCCUCACUUACUUCCAUGCUUGCUUAGAAAACGGAAAAUAUACCGUUAAUCUCGAUUUUGCUGAGAUAAAAUUCACCAAUGAUGCAACAUACAACAGCCUCGGGAAGCGGUUUUUCGACAUCUACAUUCAGGGGAACUUAGUGUGGAAGGACUUCAAUAUCGUGAACGAGGCGAAUGGCGCUCAAAAGCCCGUGAUGAAAUCGUUUCCUGUCAAUGUGACUGACCACUUUUUAGCUAUUCGGUUAAGUUGGGACGGUAAAGGAACUACUAGGAUUCCUACAAGAGGGGUUUACGGUCCUCUCAUAUCAGCUAUUUCUGUGGUUUCGGAUUCUAAACAGUGUUCACAUCCCGGGAAGAGUUGGGUAGCGUAUGUCGUAGUGGGAAUCGGAGUUCCGUUUCUUGUUGUCUUUAUACUGGGAAUUCUUUGGUGGAGAGGUUGGCUUCCAAGAUUUUUUCAAAGAAGUAAAGGUCCCCAUGGAGAAGGGUUACCAUCUGGAACUUUCACAUUGAACCAAAUCAAGGCUGCUACAGAUUACUUUGAUACAAAUAACAAGAUCGGGGAAGGCGGUUUCGGUCCGGUGUACAAGGGUGUGUUAUCCGAUGGAAGAGUUGUAGCAGUUAAGCAGCUCUCAUCUAAAUCGAAACAAGGAAACCGAGAAUUUCUUAACGAGAUUGGCACAAUUUCUUGUCUGCAACACCCGAAUCUCGUCAAGCUUCACGGAUUUUGCGUGGAAGGGGAUCAGCUGCUACUGGUGUAUGAAUACAUGGAAAAUAACAGCUUGGCUCGAGCUUUAUUCUGUCCACCGCACAUACAGCUUAAACUGGAUUGGCCUAUGAGGUUUAGGAUCUGUUGCGGGAUAGCGAAAGGUUUGGCCUUUCUCCACGAAGAAUCUCCGUUGAAGUUUGUACACAGAGACAUCAAGGCCACGAACGUGUUAUUGGACAAGGACUUAAACCCGAAAAUAUCGGAUUUCGGUUUGGCUAAGCUCGAUGAAGAGGAGAAGACACACAUCAGUACUAGAGUGGCAGGAACCAUAGGAUAUAUGGCACCGGAAUACGCAUUGUGGGGUUACUUGACAUUCAAAGCCGAUGUCUACAGUUUCGGGAUUUUGGCUCUAGAAAUCGUUGCUGGAAAGAGCAAUAGCAGCUUUGUGCCAACGGGAGAUUGCGUUUGUCUUUUGGAUUGGGCUGGUCACUGUCUCGAAACCGGGGAAUGGAUCCGAGUAGUGGAUGAGAGAUUGAGAUCGGAAAUGAACGGGGAAGAAGCUGAGACCGUAAUAAAAGUGGCCCUCCUCUGCGCAAGCGCUUCUCCGACAGAAAGACCGACAAUGUCCGAGGUCGUCAGCAUGCUCGAAAACCGAGCUCCGGUCCCUGCGACUACGCCUGAAUCGAGCAUGUCUUCUGGAGAUUUGAGGUUUAAGGCGUUAAAGGAUAUGAGGAAAUACAAGGAGAGUAACAGCUCUACGGUUAGCCAUACUCGGAACUCGAACAGUGUUGUUGAAUCUUCUUCUUCCUCUUCUGCAUGCGGACAUGAACUGCUCGAAAUCAGACAGGAGCCCAAGAGUUAAAAAAAACGAGGGGAGAGGUUUAGUUUCUUUUUUUUUUUCUUCCCCUUGAUAUAAUCUCAUCUGAUUCAUGUGUAAAUAGUUCUUGUUGAGUUAAUUUAUAUCUUUUGUUCAUAAAGUUUGUAUUGCAAAUCAAUGGGAUACAUAAUCAAAAUUUUGGUUCAUGCCAAUUUUUUUUUUUU